This is a messenger RNA of Ilex paraguariensis (yerba mate), 3825 nucleotides long. The record is from the annotation of a GenBank genome assembly. NCBI's taxonomy places the organism in Eukaryota, Viridiplantae, Streptophyta, Magnoliopsida, Aquifoliales, Aquifoliaceae.
AUGUUCACUGAAGGCUUGGAUGACAGCGCUAUCAACUGGAUCAAGCAGAAGUCGGAUCAGGAACAACUCCAAAGUCGAUCACCUUUAUCAGAGAAGUUGGAUUGUGAAUACCUAUUACCCAAAUCUCCUGUUUUGUACAAUUCUAGUACUUCCAUGUCUUCCCAUAUUUUGCCUCCCUUGAAAUUCCAUUCUGGCCUUUUGGGACCUCACAACACAGUCACACUUAGCAUAAACAGCGAUAAAGAUAGCUAUGAUGAUAAUGAGGAGACUGAGAGUGUAGCUUCAGCGCCAGAUGAGGUUGACGGAAACUACUCUGAGGAAGAAGAGUUGGAGAAGCCAGCUAUCAAUUGCUAUGAUGAAGAAAUAUUUGGUAUGAAAUCGAGCAUGAAAUUAAAUGGAAGUAGAGGAGAUGGACCGAAAGGGAGAUAUGGGUCCACUUUGAAUCGAGGGCUGUUGAUGGAAAAUCUUCGAAUAGAUGUGCCUGAAAAUGCCAGGACGUUUACAGACACCCAAUUCAGUUUUGGGGGAAGUACAACUUCAGGUGGCAGUUAUCGGUCGCGUGGAAAGGUUCAGUUUCAUAGUGCAUAUGGUACCCCAAUUGGCAUGUUCAGUGACGCUGCAGAUUUGGGAACUCCUAGUGCCCCUCCCAUAAUGGACAUUGGAAGAGGACAUAUCUCUGAAGCUGACAGUGAAUUCAGUACAGAUAUUGGAGGUUUGACAGGAAUCCAGGAAAAUACCAAUGAAGUAGGCAUAUCAAAGGAAUCAGGAAAGGAUUCUUAUGGUAGUGAGGAAGUCUUUUCUGAUGGGGGAGCACCAUCUCCAAAAGCUGAACUAGGUCAAAGAAAAACAAUUGAGGAUAUGGAAGCACCAGGCCAUCAUGAGCAAACAAGCUCACCGGAUCCAUCACCCUAUUAUGACACCAGUGGUCAAAAUGCGUGGCAAACUCUGGUUUCUUAUGAUGCAUGCAUUCGCCUAUGCCUGAAUGCAUGGGAAAGAAAUUGUACAGAGGCCCCUGAGUUUCUACGUGAUGAAUGCCUGCUUCUCCGAAGUGCUUUUGGACUACACAAAUUUUUGUUGCGACCUCGAGGUAGACAACCAAUGGAAAGUGCUAGUAAGAGUACUGAACAAGCAUGCCCCUUGAAAGUAAAGAAGGUAGUUGGAAAGAUUCGGGUAGAAGUGAGAAAGGUCCGGGUAAUACCAAGGCGGAAACUCAAGAACACAUACUCACUGCGUGGUGCAAUGUAUAUGCAAGUUGGAGCAGACUAUGUCCGACAUGUUCAAUCACUUGUGAAAAGCGGCAUCAAUUCUCUUAGACUUGCUUCAUUUUCGUUGACAUCUGAAGAGCCACUAUCAUGCUUAAUUCACCUGAAAAGUUCUGCAGACGAUGCUCAAGACGAAUCACGUUCCACCAUAUCAUUGCGGCCAGGAUCUGGAGAUUAUCAUGACUUCUUUCCAGAAAACCAAGCAGAUGCUUUUUUAUUUGAAGUUCAAGAUACAAGUAAAAAGGUCCACGGUCGAGCUAUAAUUCCAAUCUCAUCCACUACUGAUAAUCCUAAUGAUAGAAUUCGGUGGUGGCCUAUUUUUCAUGAUGAUCAUGAAUGUGUUGGGAAGGUCCAGCUCUCAAUUGGUUGUACAUUUACAUGUGAUGAGACUACCCAUAUAAAGAGUGGACCCAUUGUGGAGACUCUUGCUUAUGAUUUAUUGCUGGAAGCUGCCAUGCGUUCACAACAUUUUCAUGCACGAAAUUUACGGUUAAAUGGACCUUGGAAGUGGCUCCUGGCUGAAUUUGCUGAUUACUAUGGAGUUUCUGACUCAUAUACUAAGCUGAGAUAUCUUUCAUAUAUAAUGAAUGUUGCUAGUCCUACAAAAGAUUGCUUGGAGCUCGUGUAUGAGUUGCUUGUACCUGUCAUGAAGGCUAGGAGUGAGAAAAGUUUAACAAGACAAGAGGAAGACCAUGUUGGCAGAAGCGAUAUGUCCAAGAUGAGUGCAGUGAAUCCAAAGGAUGUUGCAAAAAGCAUAUUGUUGGAUUGUGAAACACAAAUCGAGAGUCUCUUGGCAUGUGUUUUCGAGAACUAUAAAUCAUUAGACGAGAACUCUCCUACAGGUUUAUUAGACCUAUUGAUUCCAAUAUCGGAUGUUGCAGCACCAGCACUAGCUCCUGCUGUGCAAGUAUACACUCUUCUUCACGAUAUACUUGCUCAAGAUGCACAGACGAUGCUGCGAAACUACUUACAGACAGCAGCAACAAAAAGGUGUCGCAAGCACAUGAUGGAGACUGAUGAAUUUGUAUCAAACAACUCUGAGGGGUUUCUUAUGGAUUCUGUGACAAUUUACACAGCAUAUUUGAAGAUGAAGAACCUCUGCAUAAACAUAAGCAAUGAAAUUCAGGCAGAUAUUAAGAUCCACAAUCAGCAUGUACUCCCAAGUUCAAUUGACCUGUCCAGCAUCACAGCUGCAGUUUAUAGCACUGAGUUUUGUAAGAGGCUUAGAGGUUUUCUUUCUGCAUGGCCUCCUUCUGGCCCCCAACAACAUGUCAAUGAACUUUUGAUAGCAACUGCUGAUUUUGAGAGGCAUCUUGAAUUAUGGAAUAUCAGUCCAUUGCAGGGUGGUGUGGACUCGAGGAUCUUAUACCACAACUAUAUAAUGGUGUGGGUACAGGAUAUGCAACUUAACUUACUUGAUCUUUGCAAAGCAGAAAAGGUCCCAUGGUCCGGAGUAACAACAAAUUAUUCUACCUCACCAUUCGCAGAGGAGAUGUAUGAAAAAAUUAAAGAUAUGUUAGUUGAGUAUGAAGUUGUGAUCAAUCGAUGGCCACAAUACACAUUGAUUUUGGAAAAUGCUGUUGCAAAUGUGGAAAGAGCAAUUGUGAAAGCACUGGAGAAGCAGUACAGUGACACCUUGACUCCUCUGAAAGAUAACAUUCCAAAGAGGUUGGGCAUGCAAGUUCAGAAGUUGGCAAGAAGGCAAUCAACUGCACUUUAUUCUAUUCCUAAUCAAUUGGGGACUUUUCUAAAUACUAUCAAAAGAAUUCUGGAUGUUCUACACUGCAGAGUUGAGGACAAUUUGAAGUCUUGGGCAUCCUAUCUACCAGUUAAUGGAGACAAGAAGUCAACAUUUGGGGAGCACAUGAAUGGAAUCAUUGUCUUACUUAGAACUAAAUACAAGAACUACAUACAAGCAAUAAUAAUUAAGCUUGUUGGCAAUAUGCAAGCUAAUCGGAGCACAAGGUUACAAAAGAUUUUGGAGGUAACGAAGGAAGCAGAUGGAGAGGCUGAAAUUCGUGAAAGAAUGCAAAUGUUGAGUUCACAACUUAUUGAUUCCAUAUCCAACUUGCAUGAAGUCUUCACAAGUCGAAUAUUUGUUGCAAUCUGUCGUGGAUUUUGGGAUAGAAUGGGACAGAUUGUCUUGAAGUUUUUGGAGGGCAGAAAAGAAAACCGAGUCUGGUACAAUGGAUCCUAUUACGCUCUAGGUAUUCUGGAUGACACUUUUGCUUCCCAGAUGCAGAGAUUGCAAGGAAAUGCCUUACAAGAGAAAGAUCUUGAGCCUCCUCGUUCGAUAGCUGAGGGUAGAUCCAUUCUUUGUCGAGACAAUACAAAUGCAGUAGAUACAUCCACCUAUUUGUAUUUCUAGGAUCAUAUUGUUGCCUCUUACAAAUUUUUUAGAACUUCUACAUUAUUAUUAGUUAAGAGUUGCACAUUUAAGCAUCACUGAACUGUGCGAAACGUUGAUGCAAAACUAGAUUGUUCUGUCAGCUGAUUUCUAUUCUUUUGUACGUAAUAUGUCUAUUUUGUUGUAUAAUUUUUUCUCACUGAAUCAAUAAAAAGC